Stereum hirsutum FP-91666 SS1 is the source of this 2727-nucleotide messenger RNA. RefSeq lists its product as uncharacterized. Lineage: Eukaryota; Fungi; Basidiomycota; Agaricomycetes; Russulales; Stereaceae. The transcript has a single exon. The record is from RefSeq and is a predicted model, not a curated record. Gene Ontology annotation, molecular function: protein binding. The coding region runs from base 1 to 2727 and encodes 908 amino acids.
AUGUCCAUUUGUCGCUCUCUUUUCCACCGUGGACACUCUCGAUUUUUACCCAUCCACAUCCACACUCCCAAAACGACGCGUUGGACUCAGCAUGAACUUUCCUCGUCAGCACUGUCAACUCCUAGAAGGACUGCGGAAUACGUCACGAGCACCGUGCCGCGCUCGAACGCGCACUCGAACUCAAACGGACGCGGUUCGAGUGCAGACGAGCCAUCCCCGAGCGACAGUCCACCUUCGAAGAAAACGGAAAAACAACCUUUCGUCAGACUUCCACCCCCUCACAAAUCACUCCCACUGUCCUCAUCGUCGACGACCACUGGCAACAGCCGUAGCCAGGAUCGUCCGCGAAGACGACCACGGGCGGAGAAACGAGGGCUGGAGGAGGAGGACGUUGUCCGUAUCGCGGAGGACGCGCAACGAAGCGGAUCGAAAUCUGCAUUGGAUGAUCUCACAGGCCACAUUUUGGCCAUUCCCGAUCUCAAACGUCGCGCCAAGCUGCUCAACGAGCUCUUGACACUCGGCGCUGUUCCAUCCCAUGACGUUCUCGAUACCCUCGUUCGAUCUCUUUCGACCCUUCCCAACGCGCGACAGUACUUCGAAGCAAUCGGGCGCGUAGUUUCUGCAGUGCUCGAUUCUGAUGACAGCAUCCUCCCUGACCUUGUCAAGACGCUUGCCGAGAGCUUUACUGAACGGCUGAAACAGGUGCAGGAAUAUCCUGGGGCGGGACUUACCCCCGAGUCCGUUCGUCACAUAUUUAGAUUCGUCCAGUACCUCGCGCAGACCCCAGACACCAACCACCAACGACACGCUCUCGCCAUCUUCCAGCAGCUCAUCGAAACACAAUACGUCCCUCCAGAAGCUGUUCACGACGUCGACCUCAGCUCUCAAGCAUUUUCCGCCAUCGUCACCACCGCCCUUGUUCGUUCCUGUAUCUUCUGGAACUGGCGUUCGGACGCAGGUUUCCUUACGAAAAACGUACUACGCGACCUAGACGAACUCUCUCCACCCUUCAUCCACCUCUGCACGGAAGUCAUCUACUCUCUCCUGGAAUACCCCUCUCCACGCGAACUCGCACUCUGCAUAACCAUCGUCCAACGCCUAGGCUACCACCGCACCCCACACUUCUUUCCCGACGGCGUCAUCCGCAAGAUCUACAGCGUCUCUCACGAACUCGACGAAUUCGACCUCGCCCAACGUCUCUACACCUGGACCAUCUCCGACCGCAUCCAGCCCCAACACAAUCACCCCUUACCCCGCGGUCCCUCCCUCCCCUGGCUACUCUCCCGUCUCCUCGUCCGACAAAAACAAAUCCACCUCGGCCGCACGCUCAUCCGCACCGUCGUCUCCUCGCCAGACCCCAUCCCGCCCUCGGACCGCGCACAAGUCAUCCUCCUGGCCGCCGAGCACGGGUUCGCGAGCUACGCGCGGACGCUGUGGGAGAGGUAUAGCGUGGGGAGACACAAAGCGCUCGUGGUGUCGCAUUCGGCUCUGGCGGUGAGGAUGACCAGUUUGUUUUCGAGCUUGGUGAGGACAGAGGCGGCGAGGAGCGAGAAGGCGAGCGAGAGGCGAGCGAGGUUAUUCUCAGAAUCGACGUUACGAGACGAGACUGGUUCUGAGAUGCUCGAUUCUCUCAACAGCACCGAUGACUUCAACGCGAACGAUACUGCAGAAGACGGGAAUUCGGCGCCUGGAGCAGAUCCUGUAGCCUCGAAUAUCGAUACCAAGACAAUACCAGAAGAUCCGGAGCCUAGAUUGGAGCCAGUUGUGGACUCGACACUGGCAUCAUCAACAUCAACAACAACACCGGCCUCGGACUUGGACUUGAAUUCGGACUCGGACUCAGACCCAGCUACAGAUUCAGCAGCGACAGAACCGGACCCAGAAGACGAAGCCGCAGAGGCCAGAAUGGAAGACCUAGUCGCAUUCUCUCGACUCGUCGUCGCCCGCCUACAAGAAUCCAAACUGCCCCUGCGCGAAGCCUCCCACCGGGACCUGAACGCUCUCGCCCGGGUUCACUUCCUCAUCGGCAACGUCGCCGAAGGCUUCGCGGUCUUCCAAGUCCUCCUCAACCGCCACGAGAUCCCGGAUAACUACGACGUCAAUGUCGCGAUGACGGCCAUGGCGGAGUAUGACCACCGACAUGCGGCGAGGAUGUUGAGGACGAUGGUGGUGAGGGGGAUCAUGCCGGAUGGAGUGGCGAUGGGCACGGUGAUCCAUCAUGCGCUGUUGCAUCAGGAUACGAAGGUUAUCAAGAGGUUGCUUUCGCUCGCGAAGGAGCUCGGGUUGCGGUUGACGCUCAAGACGGUGAAUACGCUUAUUAGGGCGAGUGUCACGCUCAGUCGCGACGACCCGGUCGCGUUGAGGGAGAAUUUGAAGCGGGCGCUGGUGAUUGUGGAGGCGAAUUUGCAUGCGAAUAGGUUGCCGACGGUCGCGUUGGGUAAGUUCUGUAUCGUGGAGUCGUUGAGGGCGCAGGAUCCGGAGAUGGCGUAUCGGUAUUGGGAGUUGUUGGUAAAGGGCAAGGCGGAGUGGACGGACAAUGAGCAGCAGUUCCAGAGGAGCAGGAUUGCGAGGAGAAUUGAGAAUAAGGUGGCUAGGGGGGAGAUGGGCCAGCAGGAGGCGUGGGUGAUGUUGAAGGAGUUGAAGUCGCGGAAGAAGCCGGCUGAGGGGUGGCAUGGGGAGAGGGUGAAAUGGACGGAUGAGGAGAAGUUGGGAGAGGAGGGGGCGUGA